AUGGGUUUCCAAUACCCACUCGAACUUUUGGGCAGCUACCUCUACCCGAAUCCCACUCCCACUGCGGAUGACUCUGCUCCCAACGCCGUAACCCCCGCAUCCCCCAAGUCUACAGUCUCCAGAGCCCCGUCUCUGAAGAGCUCGACCCGUAAUACAACCUCCGCGGGGCCCGGGAACGGUCACUUCUCCACUGCGGCACCAUCCGAAAUCGGUCGCGCCGGCCACUUCUCCAUGGCGGCGCCAUCCGAGAUUAGUCGCGCCGGCUACUUCUCUAACUCACCGAUACCACGCGGCGAGGUAGCUAGCAGGACGAAAGUAGUCACCACCAAGGAAACCGAGCACACUGUGUACCAAACCAGACCUCCAAGAGGCCCCGGCCCUCACGGUUCCAGACUACAUGUAUCCAGUGAUCAUGGGCCCCGCCCUACCCACAUCCAGGCCUACACCGCCGCCGACAUCGCCGCAGGCCUGUGCGCGAACCCACCGCCCCGCCCAAGCACCCCCGGCGCCUCGCGCCAAGAACGUACCAAACAGCCCGCAAUCUAUGCGCCCAGCUUGGCCUCCACUGCACAGGGAGACACGUCUUCCGAGCGUCGCGAGCGUACCCAAAAGUGGGAAAGUUAUGCCCCUAGCCAGAGCUCCACCACCCAGGGAGUACUCGGUCUCGGGCGUCGCCCAUCCGUCGGUGCUCUUAGGCGGUCAGCCUCUCCAAACGCCCCACAUACAGUAUCGCAACGAGUGGGCACUCCGGGCGGGCGCGCUCUGCCGCCGCCGCCACCUAUGGUGUACGGCGGGGCAGGGGAGGCACUGGGGAGGAGGAGGGAGCCUUCAUUGCCGAGGCGCUCGGAGGUGAAUGAGUCGGGGAGGACGUUGAAGUCGGCGAUGAAGGCUGUUGGGAGAGGAGGGGGGGGGAAGUCGGUGAAGUUUGCGAAGGAGAAGAGCACGAGGUAUUAUCAUGGGGCUGGAAAUUGA
Molecule: messenger RNA, 972 nt
Organism: Morchella sextelata
Lineage: Eukaryota; Fungi; Ascomycota; Pezizomycetes; Pezizales; Morchellaceae
Exons: 1
Coding region: 1-972 (323 amino acids)
Source: RefSeq, a predicted model, not a curated record